AGAAAAUGAGUUUUGGAACUUGGAGAAGCCCAAAUAAAAACAAUAAUAAGCUGAUUAUGGAGAAUCGAAAAGAUUUAUUUCAUAAUAAACCAAAUGUCAUGAUGAUGCAACCAAAUACUCCUAAUAAUAUGAACAGUAAACCCUUGUUUGGGCAAUCCCCUAUUUUUCAUCGAAAUAACACUAGGAUAGUGUCCGGGAUUAUCCCAAAGUAUCCUCCAUUGCGAGAGGAGUAUAGUGCUCAAGAUUGUGGGAGGAAAUACUCUAACAUUUCGAUUAAUUCUGCUUCGCAGGUAUCCCCUUCACCUUUUGGAAGAGUUAUCCCAGAAAAUCCUUAUGUACACUCUCCCAACAAGAGACGUCCUUAUGCCUAUGCUGAGUUAAAUAAUUCUGGAAAAAGUGAAUCGAAUUUCAGUGGCUUUUCCAAAACUGCAAGCAGCUUCCAGGUUCCCCUCGGAAGCCAGAAGGAAGUAAGCGACUCUGGCAAUGAUGGUUUUUUCAUUUCGUUUAAUGAGAAAUUCAAAAAGAAGAUAAUUAAAAAUCCAGUACCAUAUGAGGAAGGUGAUGAUGAAAUUCCAGAUGAAGAGACGAAUGUUGCAGAAGUAAUAUCAAUUCAUAACAGUAUUAUUCCUCGAGAGUCAAUCACCUGUAACAUUAACAUACCUCUUACUGCUCGGCAUUCAGUCCAGAACCCUUUUGCACAAGUGAGUGAACUCAACUUUGGCCAUAGUAACUCAAGUGGUGUGGAUAGAAGGAAUAUUUUAUUUUCAAGUCAAGCUUCUGCGCUUACUUCUCAACAAAACCCAAUGGAAAUCAACAAAAGUUCCUUCGAAAGCAACUUUGAAUUGCAUAUUACUAACCAGAGAGCCUUACGAAACUGGUCUAAGCUAUAUAUCCUCUGAAUGAGGGAGUACAGGAGGCAUCGUCUUCGUAAAAUUGCUAUAAAUAAAAGUAAAUAUAUGCUUGGAUCUCCCUCCAAGAAAAAGAUCUCCUCUAAAAGUCCUUCUAAAGGAAUGAACCGUAAGAUGAACUUUAACAGAAAUUCCAAAUCGAUAUACAAGCUCUACCCCUGUGUUAGGUUUCUUCAGAGAUUACGAAAGACAAGGAAGAAUCAGAAAAUAAGAAGAGCUGUUGCUCCAAAUCUAAAAUACUUUAAUUCUCCCUUUAUGAAGCUAAAGUAUGGCCUCAGAUCAAUAUGGCUAGCAUGGAAGACUAGGAAGCUUGUGAAUUCACAGAAAUUCCAGAACCUCAAGAGCCAAGUAAAAGAAGUCGAGGAGUUUUAUACCUCUUCGCCUCCUAAUGGAAAACCAAAUAAUCAUAUCCUGAAGGCAAGGGAGAAUUACUCAGUGGCCUUAACCAAUAUGGUUAAUAACCCUAAAUGGUUUCAUUCAGUUAAAGGUGAGAAGGGAAUUCAUCAAAAGAGAGGUAGAGUCAUGAAAAUGAGAGAGAAAAACCAGAGACUCAAAGAGAUGGCAGUCGAUAAGCCAAUAGCUGUUGAUAUAACUCAAUCUAAGGGUGUUAAUCCUGAUGAAAGACCUAUUAAAGGCUCCCAAUCAUAUGGAUUUGCAUCACAGCCUCCAGCAAAUACUUUCCAAGAUCCUGACGAUAGACCUAUUGGAGGGGGAGGAAUGCCACCUGUAGCUCCAAUGGAAGGAGGAACAUCUGGAGGAGUCGAAAUGAUGGUGUUCGACUUUUCCCCACCAAAGCCAAAACCACCGCCAAAGAAGAAGACAUUUUUGAAGAAAAAAUCUGGUCUAAAUAAAAACCCACCAGCACUGAAGUCUACAAUAUAAAAUCUCCUGAGAAAGCGAUCGAAGAUGUCUUAGGGAAGCAAAGCCUUGACACAGAAUCGGUAUCACCUAAGAAGGAAGAAGUAAAAUCUAAAAAGCCAAAGAAAAAAUUUCUCAAAAGAGGACAAGGCCAAAAAUAUGACCCUAUGAAAGCAGCCAAAGAGGCUAAAUUGAAGCAGAAGAAGAAGGAAGAAGCACAAAUGAUUGAGCAACAAAAAGAAUUAGAAAAAUCUAAGCGUGUUGAAAAGUUAAUUAGUGAACCAAUAAGCUUGAUCCAAGAUGAUGAAGAUGAGCUCGUCAACAUCAUGAGUGUCAAUGAAAACACUUCCUUGUGUAGAAGGAAACUUUCUAAUGAAGAAAGUGUCAGACUAACAAAAGUAGGCAAUCUAAGAUUCGAUAAACAUAAAACCAAUAAUCAAAAUCAAGCUAGCGAGAAGAAAUCUCAGACUGAAUCAUCAAAACAAUUUCAGGAUUUGAACUAUCUCAAGAAGAUACCUAAAAGAGUUGACUGAUGGCUAGACAACAAGCCAAAGAAAACGCCUAAUACUCCCAGCAAGAGACAUGACUCUAAAAUUGGAGUAAAGGAGGAAGUAGAUUUCUCAAAGACUGCUAAACUGACUAGAAAAUUACCAUCUCAGAGAUAUAUGGAUUCUCCAGACAAGAAACUCCAGCAAGCACAGAAGAAUAGGAAAGAAUUUAUGAAGCAAAACCCGAUGUCCCCAGCAAAGAAGAAGCAGAAGGCUCGUGGUAAUCCUGAGAAUGCUCCUGAAGGAGCAAACACAAUGAUCGCAUCUCCUAAGCUUGGCAUGAACGAUCAAAGUUAUGACACUUAUGGGUUGGAUAAUGAAGACUCAGUCAGCCAGCACAAUCCAAAUAUUAUCAGUGGGCUUAGCCAAGAAGGUGAGAAAAUUGAGAGUCUUCUUGAGAGACUUGAGGAAAGCAGGAUGCCUGAGAAAGGAUUCACCAUUCAAGAAAGAAAUAUAAUUCUGGAAGAUACCCAGAGUUUAGCCAUGCUUUCUCGUUCUGAUACUUUACACAGGAUAUUCCAGCUAAUGUGCAACGCACAAGAUAACUUCAAGAACUAUGAAGAAUCAUUUAAAGAAAAGAGACGAGAGAAGGUUAUCCAUGACAAGAGGGAUGUUAAAAUGUCUUUUGACUUGGAAUUUGAGAAGCUCCUCCUCAUGCUCAAAGAUGAGUACCACUCCCUUUUUGACAAAAGAAAAUUGAAGAUUAAGAGACAAGAAAUUAAUGAAGAAAAUUACGAUCAAGAUGACUCAGACCAAGAAUCAGAUAGCCCUUCAGAGGAACUCAACCCAAGUGAGAUAAAAAUGGCAAAGAAGUUUUCUAUAAACAUGAAUUCUGGUCUCAUUCGAGAGGAAAACCAAGAAAAAUUUAAUCCAGCCCCUGAACCAGAAGUUGUGGACCCAGAUUCUAAAUCAAAGCUAAAAGUGCGAAGGAGGAGGUAUGCUGCAAAGAAGAGGUAUGCCAAAGCAUAAUUUAUUUUCUUAGAAUCCGUAAAAUAUA
Moneuplotes crassus is the source of this 3311-nucleotide messenger RNA. NCBI's taxonomy places the organism in Eukaryota, Ciliophora, Spirotrichea, Euplotida, Euplotidae. The record is from the annotation of a GenBank genome assembly.